Messenger RNA from Triticum aestivum (bread wheat), 1197 nucleotides. RefSeq lists its product as uncharacterized. The coding region runs from base 33 to 362 and encodes 109 amino acids. Lineage: Eukaryota; Viridiplantae; Streptophyta; Magnoliopsida; Poales; Poaceae. The transcript has 3 exons. The record is from RefSeq and is a predicted model, not a curated record.
CCGUGUCGAGAGAGACAGAGAGAAAGAGAUCCAUGGCGACUGAGCUGCCCUGUCCGCUUGAUUCAGAAGGGUGGUUGUCAGGCGUCCGGCGCUCUUCCUCCGGCUGCCCCGCCACCUCCUUCUCCUUCGCCUUUUCCCCCGCCAGAGGUCUGCAACAUCUCUCGGUUCCGCCCCAUCGCCGGCCCCAUUUUUCUCCGCCCAGCGUUUCUGUGCGUCGUAUUCGGUUGCAAAAGUCUCUUGCUCUUGAAUCUACGAAGAAAGCAUCAAAUGAUUCGUCAGUUAGUAAAUCUGCUGUUUCAGUGUGUACUCAUUCAAAAUUACAAGUAAAAGGUCAUAGCAUUUCGAGCUUCAAGUACAAAUAAAAGGUAUUUGUAUACAAUUCCAAAGUUUAUAAAAUUCUGUCAUAGAUUCAUUGCUUUUCUUCAGGAGUAAAUUUGUAAACUCAUCAUAGUUUCUGAUUAGUGUACAUUUCUUUGUGAGUGCAAAAGUAUCUGAAAAUAUAGUCAUAGCUUUCUGAAAAUACAUUAUUCCUAGACUUUUUUGUUCAAGCAUUUUUUUCCUAAAUGAUUUCAUAUCUUCCUGAACAUGCUCCCCUUAAUCCUUUUUUCUUUUGACCAUGUGUUGUAAAUGAAUUCAUAAACUUGCAAGUAGUUUCUAUGUUCCUGUCUCCCUAGACUACUUUGGUCUAGUAUUCUUCCUGGUUCUAGUGUUCUUUUUGUGACACAUAAGUACAGUUCCAGAGCUCAACUUUUGGUCCCUGCAGCAAGUAAGUGAGGAUUUGAACUGUGUUAUAUUUUCUUACAGUUUUAGUAAGUUUUUUUUUCAUGAUUAUCCUGCCUAUGAUCUUAGAUUUGGUUUGUAAAUCUGAUGUGUUUCUUCAGCUAUGUAAUGAUCCACACACUGUUGUUUCUUUCAGAUGUACACAUUCACGAGAGAGAUCUAUUUUACUCAUGCUAGAUGUAUGGCGAAUUCAAAAGAAGGGGAUGUUUACCUGUGAAUCCUUUGCUUCUUCAGCCAUGUUCUUCUUCAAGCUUGUGUCCCAGAACAUGGAGGAAACGUCAUCACUUUGUUGCUUUUCUGUCCGGGUUAGAGAAGGAGGGGGUGGACCCGUUAAGUUUCUGUUUGAUAUAUGUGGUUUGUUUGAAUGAGUGAGACAGGAAAAGGUACAUACAGGGGACAAGGUACAGAAGGCAGUUG